Sinocyclocheilus anshuiensis is the source of this 4184-nucleotide messenger RNA. RefSeq names its product malignant fibrous histiocytoma-amplified sequence 1 homolog. Gene Ontology annotation, cellular component: cytoplasm. Gene Ontology annotation, molecular function: protein binding. NCBI's taxonomy places the organism in Eukaryota, Metazoa, Chordata, Actinopteri, Cypriniformes, Cyprinidae. The record is from RefSeq and is a predicted model, not a curated record.
UUCACUGUUGGCUGCAUGCGCAGAGAAUAGGCGGAGACACACAAGGAAAGACUACAGCAGCCACCACUGCCCUUCUUUCAUUCUAACUCACUGGAUAUGUAUUAGAUUUUUUCUCUCAUGUGGUAUCAAAGGACGCGCUGGGCUGAUGCGACUUUUGAUGCGCGCGUGUGGUUUUUAUCCUGCGGUCGAUGGCGCAGAUAAAGAGGAUGCGUGAAAGAACACAGCCCAGCCCUAUUUUCCUGAAUGCGAUUGAAUGGAACUACAUAUUUUCGGAUGAAGAUGAAAUCGGCAUGGUCUAAAUGUUGGUUUCAUCUGGAUUGCUGUGCGGAGAACCCGAAUCGAUAAAGCAAGUGAAAGCGGCACUAUGCUGCCUAAGUGAUUGAUCACUGUGCUCAAUGAGAACAAGGAGAAGCACGGCUUCGAUACGAUGGCUGAGGAAAAUAACCUGAAGACAGCUAGAUUAUGGAGGGAUGCUGCUUUGCGCUCCAGGAAGCUGAGGAGCAAUCUGAGACAGCUGACCCUCAGCACCAAAAACUGCCAGAAAAUUACAUUACCCGAGGACAUAAAGGAGAUCGAGGUCCUCAAUCUGGGCAACAACUCCCUUCAAGAGCUUCCAGAGGGACUGGGCUCAACCCUAACCAGGCUUCGCAUCCUUAUCCUUCGAAGGAACAAGUUUGCAACAGUUCCCACUGCAGUAUUUCAACUUAGUCAGCUGGUUGAAUUAGAUAUCAGUCACAACUGCUUGAACCACUUUUCAGAAGAUAUUGAUCUUCUCAAGGGGCUUAUAAAGUUGUGCAUCAGUCAUAACAAAAUCCAAUACCUGCCAUCUCAGAUUGGCACUUUGCAAAAUCUGGAGGAGCUUGACAUCAGCUUCAACGAGCUGCAUGAUUUCCCCAGGUCCUUUUCACAGCUCAGGAAGCUCAGAACGCUCGAUGUGGAUCAUAACAAGCUACAGCGUUUCCCUUCUGAAAUACUUGCCCUCUCUGAUCUGGAGGAGCUUGACUGCUCUGGGAAUAAACUAGAAGGUCUUCCGGGUAACAUCAUGAUGCUCCAAUCUAUUAAAAUCUUGUGGCUCAGCAGCACUCACCUCUCGUUUUUGCCUGAAACAUUUUGUGAGCUGCAGAACUUGGAGAGCCUGAUGCUUGAUAAUAAUUUCCUCACAAGCCUGCCGCAAUCGUUUGGGAAACUGCAGAAACUGAAAAUGCUCAAUCUCUCCUCAAACUCCUUUGAACAUUUUCCUCAGGUUAUCAUCAAACUCACCAGUUUGGAGGAGUUGUAUUUAAGCCGGAAACUGACGUUCCUCCCUGAGGAGGUAGGACAGCUGUGCAAUCUUGCUAAUUUGUGGUUGGACAAUAAUAGUAUAAAGUUUCUCCCGGACUCUAUUGUAGAGCUAGGGAAAUUGGAGGAGCUGGUUUUACAGGGUAACCAAAUCGCCAUCCUCCCAGACAAUUUUGGAAAACUUGCCAAAGUCAACAUCUGGAAGGUGAAGGAUAAUCCUCUCAUUCAGCCUCCGUAUGAAGUGUGCAUGAAGGGGAUCCCCUACAUAGCUGCCUAUCAGAAGGAGCUUGCACAUUCCCAACCUGCUGUAAAACCCAGGCUUAAACUGGUUUUGAUGGGUCAGAAAAAUGCAGGGAAAACCACACUCAGGCAGUGCAUUGUCAACAAACCGUCAGAUGCCAAGAUGGCCAUUGGAUGUAGGGGUAUUGACGUGACGAACUGGGUAGCGGAUGCAGAUCGGAGUCUUGCAUUCAUUGUAUAUGAUUUAUCUGGUAAGCAGAACUAUGAUCUUAUCAAACCCUUUUUCCUGUCUCCCGGAGCACUUUAUGUUUUGGUGGUGAAUCUGAAAUUGUAUACAUCAAAGAGCUUCUACUCCCAUGUUGGCGGUUUCCUCCACCUGCUCAGUGCCAAGGUGCCACAUGCAGUUGUGUGCAUUGUAGGCACCCACAGUGAAUUAUGUGAAGAGGUUGAGGUUGAAGAAAAGUGCCUGGAUAUUCACAGACAGAUUUCGCUCCAGGAAAAAAUGGACACUGAAUGCCUACAAGUGCUUGCCCUUCAGGUUGACGAAGCCCUUGAGCAAGGUUACGACGUUCGGACUUCUAGCCCCCAUGUUCUGUUUUAUGGGGUCACAGAUAAAAACUUGCGACGUAAAAAGUCUCAGUUGCAAUAUAUGCUCAACAAUCGCCUACAAAUCCUCUCUCCGGUGAUUUGCGUCAGCUGCAUGGUGGCUCAUAGAAACAUCCAGCAUUUGAAAGAGAAGCUCAUGUCUGUCGCCGAUCACAGGGAGAUUUUCCCCAAUCUUCACAGAGUCCUGCCAAAGUCAUGGCAGAUGCUUGAGGAACUGCAUUUUAAGCCACAGGAUUUAUGGCUUUCCUGGUGGGAUUCGGCCCGGUUUGGCCUUCAGGCUGGGCUGACGGAGGACCGCCUGCAAAGCGCGCUCUCGUACCUACACGAGAGCGGUAAACUUUUGUACUUUGAAGACAGCAUGACGUUGAAGGAAUACGUCUUCCACAAUCUACCCCGGUUUAUAGCCAUCUUGAAUGUGUUUUUUCAGAGAGACCUCGCUGCAAUGCUUGAGAAACUACAGGCUGAAGGAGACGAUGGAGAUAGCAUCAGGUCUACACAGAUGCACGGUCACGUGGAGGGGUUUCUGUUACAUGGCUUGCUGCCGUCAAAUGUGAUUCGAUUGCUGCUUAAGCCCCUGGUCCAGACACAGCAGGACUUGCACCUGAUCAUGGAACUGCUGGAAAAGAUGGGCGUUUGCUACUGUGUCAACAAACCUCGCAGCAAGCCGCUUAAUGGGGCCACCGUCUGGUAUAAGUUUCCCAGUCAGGUCAGCAACGAGGAGCCCCAUCCUGAGGCCUCGGCCAGUGGGGGGUCGUCGAUCCCUGGUCAGUUCUUCUCAGUUGAGCAGCUGCAGAUUGAAUACAGGUUUCCUUUCUUCACCCCUCUUGGACUUUUUGCACGGUAUAGCGUGCAAAUCAACAGCCACGUGGUGCAACGGUCCGAUGGAAAGCAUCAUAUCUUUGCCUAUCGGGGUAAAGUGCCUGUGACGGUGAGUUACCGGCCCUCACGGAGCACGUGGAAAGCCAUUAUUCCCUUAGUGGAGGAGUUAAAUGUUCUUCUGCAGGAAUGGCCUGGCCUUCACUAUUCUGUGCAUGUCCUGUGUUCCAAGUGCCUGAAGAGAGGGUCCCCCAAUCCACAUUCCUUUCCAGGUGAGCUGUUAAGCCAGCCCCGACCUGAGGGACUUACUGAGAUCAUCUGCUCCAAGAAUGGCUCGGAGCGGGUCAACGUGGCACUAGUUUACCCUCCAACCCCGACUGUGAUCAGCCCCAGUCAUAAAUGACAUUGACUUCACCUGCACUGAAUGGCCUCCACGAACCGCUGCACCUCUUUUCCCUAUAUCUUAUAUCACACAUGUGCACACACACAAAUAUAUGUGUGUGUUUGUGUGCGCCCUGCUUUCUUGUUGCCUCUGUCCUUCAUCCCACAUCUGAGGGGGUUGAUGGACCACCGGAUACCCGACAAGUGCAAAGAAGGUUCAUAAUGGAAGCUUGCCAUUGGAGGCCGUCAUAUCAGGACACACUUACAGGUGUUCAGCUCCGACUGCCAACACACGAUGAACUGAAAGUAUUAGAAACUGUUGCACUGACAUCCUGUUUUUGUCUAUGUACACCUAAAGCUUUUUCAGUCACCCUGAGCCUUCCACAAUGAUUUAAGCCUUUCAGUUCAAUGUGAGAUCAGACGUUUCUCUUCAAGUUCCCAUUUGUUGCAUCUCUUGGACUGAAAUCUUGUGCUGCUGGGGGCCGAGUGGUUAAGCUGAUAGAGAAUGGAAGCUAAAGGACACUGUUUCCUCUCAGACAUAAGACAGACUUUGAUUAGUGAGGUUAGAUGUUAGACUGAUGCUUUAAAUUAUGUUGUAUUUUAAAUGCAUGCCUCUAAAAUGCAAAAAUGAUUAUUAAAUGACAUACAUGGAUAAAUGCACUAGCCCAGACCUCUUGAGAGGUUUAGUCUUAUCAAACAUAAAAGGACAGAAUUGUUGGGCAUAAAUCUUUGACAUCUAUUUAUUGGUUUUCUGCUCACAGACAGACACAUUGUGUUAGUAUUGGAUAGAGAUAUGCAGACAUUUCAAAUUAUUUUUUUGCAGCCAAAGAUAUAAAAAUGUUUAUCUAUCUAUCUAUCUAUCU